This is a messenger RNA of Lathyrus oleraceus (garden pea), 3604 nucleotides long. RefSeq lists its product as uncharacterized. NCBI's taxonomy places the organism in Eukaryota, Viridiplantae, Streptophyta, Magnoliopsida, Fabales, Fabaceae. The record is from RefSeq and is a predicted model, not a curated record. Gene Ontology annotation, cellular component: Ino80 complex. Bases 396 to 3275 code for a protein of 959 amino acids. The transcript is spliced from 11 exons.
CUCGAACAAUACAACACACGUGUGAGAGCUGAAGCCGCCAACCCAAUCCAAUCCAAGCCGAGCCGAAUUGUUUUUGUGACUGAUACCAAAAAUAACGGUUUGAAGAAGAAAUCGCAGUCGUCCGAUUCUCUCUCUUCGCCAAUUCUGUGUUGGGUGUCUUCUCUUUCUCUCAACGCAGCGCUUUCUCUCAUUACAUUAUCAUCAUCAUCAUCAUCGUCAUCGCACUCUUUGUUUCAAGAUUAAGCUUUUUCACUCGGAAGGUGCUGAAUUAACUAUUUUACAGGUGCUUUGCAGGUUGUAUAUGGAUGAAAGAUGUUUGUUAGAAAUGAGGAAGAUAUUGUUUUUCUUCAUAUUCAUAUAAUGCUCUGUUGAAACAUUAUUCCCUUGUGUCAAUAAUGGCUGCCGAUCAGAAGAGGAAACGAGUAAAUGGGGCAAGCAUUGUCGGGUAUGGUUCUAGAGAGCAACACAGGACCAAAAGAAAGAAUCCGGGUUUAGUUCCAAAUGACAUGAGAUCCCACAUCUCUGUUGAAUGGGAUAGAAACCAGAAAAUAGUUGUUGCCAAGCGUGAACAAAUUGGUAUUAGUUGGAGACAAAUGAAACCAUUUGUCAAUUAUGUUUCUAAUGAUCAUAAAGUCUUGGCAGAUGUGUUUACAGUGCCCCAAGAAAUUUUUGACUUGGAUAAUUUAAGUGAAGUGCUUUCAUAUGAGGUUUGGAAGACUCAUCUUUCAGAAAAUGAGAGAAGCCUUCUUAUGAGUUUCCUCCCUAAGGGCAUAGAGCCACAUCAAGCCGUGGAAGAUUUGCUAGCUGGGAUUGAAUUUGACUUUGGAAAUCCCUUUUUGAAUUGGGGUGCUUCACUUUGCUCCGGUGAUCUUCAUCCAGAUAGAACUGUUGACCGGGAACAACAUCUGAAGUCUGAGAAGAGAGCUUACUACAAACAGUUACAUAAUUAUCACAAUGAUAUGAUAGGAUUUCUAUCUAAGUUGAAGGAGAGGUGGCAAAGUUGCAGAGAUCCAGAAAAGGAAAUUUUGCAGAAGAUGUGGAGGCCAAAACAUGUUCCGAAAAGAAUGCCUUCAAAUGUGAAUGAAUCUAGAGUUAAUGAUCUUGAUGGGAAUGUCACAGUGACAUCUGAGUCGUGUUCCUGGGAUACAGAGGAGAAAGCAUGUAACAGUGAAUACCUAAUUUCUUCAUCGAGAAAGGAUAAUAAACUUCAGAGAAAGGUUCUUGAAAAAGGCAUUGUGAAAGGUAAAUCCAGAAAUUCUAUGUUUCCUUCAGAUGGCAUACACAUUAAGGGAGAAAAGCCCAAGAAAGAAGACAAAAUUCUCAAGCGUAACAUUCAUUUUAUUGAUGGCGACAAAUACAUGUCAUGUAUCAAGAUUAGUAAGCAGCAGCAUGAACUUGUUAAAAGUAUGCAGCAGUCUGGUACAAGCAUCCAAUCUAAGUCUCUUAACCAUGUUUUGGGCAACCUCAUUGACAUUCAUGUGCAGCCAUACAAAGUAUUUGUCAAAGAGGAACAGAAGAAGUUGCAUGAGCAUUGGUUGCAAUUGGUGAUCAAAGACCUCCCUGUGGCAUAUGCAAACAGGAUGCAGAAACAGGUGCAAAGAGAUGCAAUGAGGAAUUCUUUGGUGGAGGAGAUGAAGGACAAAUCAACUCCAAUCUUUGAGGAAGAGGAUAAUUUGAGCUUGGGGAGGGAACUUCAGGAUCAGGACGAGCCCAUGAGCUUGGGGGAUGAACCUGGGGAUCAAGAUGAGGAUAAUAUAAGCCCUGUAGAGGAUCAGAAUGAAGAUGUGAGUUCAGGAGAAAAUCUUCAGGAUCAAAGCGAGGAUAGUACAAGCCCGGUAGAGGAUCAGAAUGAAGAUGUGAGCUCAGGGAGUGAACUUCAGGAUCAAGAUGAGGAUAAUGUCAGCCCAGUUGAGGAUCAGAAUGAAGAUGUGAGUUCCGGGGGUGAACUUCAGGAGCAAGAUGAGGAUAACAUGAGCUCAGGAGAUGAGCUUCUAAAUGUGGUGGAGGAUGGAAGAGAUCUAAAUGAUCAGUCUAGCAUGAAACAUUAUGAGGAUUCUCUCGUUAACGCCCCAGAGAUCCGGUCCUCACAUAAUUCUUACUCUAGUUGUAAUGAUGAUUUCAAUCAAGUGAGUGUGGAUUCAGAAAAGAAUAUUGUUUUAUCAAAAUCAGAUGAUACUUCACCAAAUAAAGACGAGUAUCCAAGGAAUACAAACGCUUGUGAUGUUUCUACUGAUGAAGGAGCGCCUUUCACUUCUGGAAGUGAUGUCUGGCAAACUGUUGAAAUGGCACCACAUUCAUACUAUGACUCUGCUGUGACAAACAAGUACACAGCUAAUGAGUUAUCACUGACUAACCCUCAAGUCAACGAAGAUCAAAGAACCCAUGUAAUUGAUCUUGAAGCUGAUUUGCAUCAAGAAGAGACAGGUAAAGAGUUGUUACAUGGGCAUUUGGACAAUGGGACCUCCUUCAGUUCUUACGAAAGCCAGAAUCGAGGUGCUUUAAUUCACUCUCUCUUCAAUGGAGAGGGGCUGUUACCAUACCAUCAUGAACAAAAAGGAGCCCCGUUGGAUUUUCAUACUUCAAACAACAUUAUAAUGGGAGAUGGCCAAUGUUCCGGUCAUUUCAAGGAGCCCUUGCAAAUGUCGCUGACAUUGGACCCAGUGCAGAGGAGAGCUACCGAGGUUUACAUGCCAGAAAGUAUGUCGGAGAAUAUUCAUACCAUUGCAGGAGGAAGGUACUUAAUCCCCAGGCAAGAUCCAUUCAUCCCCAGGCAAGAUUCGUUGGCUGUAGCAAAUGUAACUGAUUGGGCUGCUAAUACUGCUUCCAUGGCAGCGCCAUGCCAAUCUCACCUAAAUACGGGUAAUUUUAUUGGUCAUCAUUGGCCCCCGGCUAAUCACCACAUUGGUGGUGGCUGGAAUGGAUCAGAUGGCAGCAGUCUUUCAAGUCAAAGUGUCGGCACUGGAUCAAACUCUGAUCAGAGCUUAUUUAGUAUGCUAUCACAUUGUAACCAAUUACGGCCCAGUAGCUCUUAUGAUUCCGUCAGAAACCCCGACCAGUUUCUUGCUCCAAGAACUUAUGGAGUAGACGCAAGCAUUACCAGGGUGAAUCCGGCUGCUUUACCACAGGCUUCCCAUCCACUAGAUUACUUCACCGCACGGGAAGCUUCACCUAGUGUAAUGGUGCCUGAUGACAUGACAUGGAUGAAUCUGCAACAUCCGAAUUCUGCAUUACAUGAUCCAAUGGGAAAGCCAUAUUUAAGGUCAUGGCACCGGUAAUGGAGGUUUUACCUCAGGAGAUAGCAUUUUAUGAGUUAAGCAAGAUCCUUAGAAGCUGGUUAUACAUACCCUUAGAUGAGAAGGUUUCUGUACAUAUACCUAUACCAACGACAAACACCAUGUAUAUAACCAUCUAGAUAUUUGAUGGGAAGGAAAGAAGCCAAGUGAAGGGGGUUAAGAUAAGCUUCAAGAAUUUCAGGUUGUUAGUCAAGUUAUUUAUCUAGACAAUUUGUUAUUUUUUAUUUAUUUUCCCAUGUUUCUAGAGAGACAUUCUUUAAUAAUUUUGGAAGUUAAGAAAUUCUGGAGGCUGGUUCCUCUACUUUGAGUUA